AUGGAGAUGAAGUUUUUCUCUCUUUAUGCCAUUGUAGCUGCACUUCUAGUUGUAGCCAACUCCGGGAUGAUGCGGACAAGUGCACAAAGCGUUUCAUGCCUAAACCAGCUUGCUCCAUGCUUAAUUUACCUCAAUGGAACCAAGGAUGUUCCACAAGUUUGUUGUAACCCUCUCAAAUCACUGAUCAAGAACAAUCCAGAGUGCUUGUGUCGUAUGAUAAGUAACCGAGGGAGUUCUCAGGCCGAACAAGCCGGCAUCGAUGUAAACGAUGCUCAAAUGUUGCCUGCGCGAUGUGGAGAACACGAUCUCGAGGAUCGUCAAAUUCAGAUCGAAGUUCCUCCAUUGGCAACUCCUUUUCUCAAUCUUAUUGGAUGA
Molecule: messenger RNA, 375 nt
Organism: Arabis nemorensis
Lineage: Eukaryota; Viridiplantae; Streptophyta; Magnoliopsida; Brassicales; Brassicaceae
Source: the annotation of a GenBank genome assembly